Drosophila persimilis is the source of this 485-nucleotide messenger RNA. RefSeq names its product enhancer of yellow 2 transcription factor (gene e(y)2). Gene Ontology annotation, molecular function: transcription coactivator activity; chromatin binding. Gene Ontology annotation, biological process: positive regulation of DNA-templated transcription; regulation of transcription by RNA polymerase II; poly(A)+ mRNA export from nucleus. The transcript has a single exon. NCBI's taxonomy places the organism in Eukaryota, Metazoa, Arthropoda, Insecta, Diptera, Drosophilidae. The record is from RefSeq and is a predicted model, not a curated record. Bases 66 to 368 code for a protein of 100 amino acids. Gene Ontology annotation, cellular component: nuclear pore; SAGA complex; DUBm complex.
CCGACCGGAGAGAAAAACAGCCUAGUCCACAAGUAAAACUAUUAAAUGUUAGAUUUAACAUAUCGAUGACCAUUUUCAACGCAGUUGAUAAGUUUACCAUGAUGUCUGGCGAUCGAGUAAAGAUAAAAGACCUGCUCAGUAGUCGUCUCACCGAAUGCGGCUGGCGAGACGAAGUGCGCCUGCUAUGUCGCAGCAUCCUGCAGGAGAAGGGGGCCAUCAGUAGCUUCACCGUCGAGCAGCUGGUCACGGAGGUGACGCCCAGGGCCCGAUCCCUCGUCCCCGAUGCCGUCAAGAAGGAGCUCCUGAUCAAGAUUCGAACCAUUUUUGACGAAAACGAGGAUGAUGACAUCGACCCCGAGGACGCCUGACAUUUAGUGCUAGCAAUAUCCCGCACGCAAAUCCCAUAGACCCUAUUUUCAAUUUUAGAAUUUUAUUUUGUAAUUUUAUACAAUAUAUAUAUUGAUUAUACAAACACACACGCACAA